Messenger RNA from Somion occarium, 2437 nucleotides. NCBI's taxonomy places the organism in Eukaryota, Fungi, Basidiomycota, Agaricomycetes, Polyporales, Cerrenaceae. The record is from the annotation of a GenBank genome assembly.
CCGGCCUACGCGUUGCACUACGGCUUACCAUUUGCUAUUUCAUUGGAAACCUUACAGUAUAGCUUACCUCAGACAGUUGACCUCACGCAACUCUCCGUGUGGUUUAUUCAGGACACACUCUGCCCAAUAGCUGCUGCGGACAUCAUUGAUUGAUACUGCUGCUAUCUGCUGGGAAACAGAAGCAAUAACAUCACUGUACAGUUGGGUGACGCUUUGCUACCAUGGCCUAGUUAUCGGCCGGCCUAACCUCACAGAGAAGGUAUGUGACUGCAUUAAUUCACACAUCCGACAUUCUCCAGUGAGAAUAAAUACUUUAAAAUCAGGAUUCUUCCGACCUCAUUUCUUUACGAACUUAUUCAUAACACUAUGGCAGACUUGGACACUAUACCUCCGAGGGUUGCAAUUUGUGGUGGUGGAAUAGGUGGCCUUACUUUAGCUGCCGUAUUGCAAAGGUUCAUUGGCGAUAAGAAGUUGUCGAUCGACUUGUACGAAGCUGGCCCGAAGUUCACGGAAUCUGGUGCAGGUAUUACAAUCUGGCAGUCGACACGUUUCAUCCUAGGUGCACUUGGACUCGGAGAUGCUCUGGAGCAAAAGGCUCUGUCAACUCCUAUGACCUUCAGGAAGAGCGAUCUGCAACAGGGGUUCACGUUCUUCGAUGUCGAGGAGGGAUCUACAACUCUUCCUCGCAGGGAGCUCCUUAGCUUAUUCGCCGAUCAGCUUCUGUUGGAUGAUGGAUCUGUCCUCCAUACCCACUUUUCGAAGCGUCUUCUUCACUAUGAGCAAAAUGAAAAGGGCGUAAACAUGCACUUCCAGGAUGGUUCAUCAGCUUCGGCUGACCUCCUCAUCGGUUCUGACGGAGUGGGAUCGGCUACACGCAAGACAAUGUAUAAGCAACUGUCAGAAAGAAUGCGAGGUACUGAUUCAGAGACGGCCGAUGCUCUGCUCGGAUUCAUGCUUCCCAGUUGGACCGGAAGCUAUGCAUAUCGUUUUUUGAUAGAUGCUGAGAAAAUCAAGGCGACUCAUCCGGAUCAUAUUGCACUUACGCGGGGAACAAUGUGGUGCGGGGCAGGCAAAAAUGGAAUCUCGUAUCCCAUCUCACCAACCGUAAUCAAUGCGGGGACUAUGGUGAUGGUUCCAGGUGGUUUAGGAAAACCGCUCGAAGGAGAUUCGGUUGUCAAAGCAUCCGCAGAAGAUGUCGCCAACCUCACCCAGGAUUGGGAGGAGGGCUUUCAGGUCCUGGUGGACAACAUCAAUGAAACAUCUAGAUGGGCCGUUAGCCAGGUCCGUGGCCUUCCACAGUAUGUCGACGGCCGAGUCGCUCUGCUCGGAGACGCUGCCCAUGCCAUGACUCCUCACCUUGGGGCAGGGGCGGGUCAAGCUAUCGAAGAUGCAUACAUUCUUGCCCGCAUUCUUGCUCAUCCUUCGGUCACGAACCAAAACGUACCCCAGGCGUUAAAAGUGUACGACGUCAUUCGCAGACCGAUUGCGAACGACAUCGUCGAGCGGUCUCUGAGGCAAUGCUUCAUAUCAACGCUUCAUCCCGAUUAUCUUCCUUCAGGAAUAGAUAUUGCAAAGCUGCAAUCUGGUGAUUCUAGCGAGUGGACAAAAGUGAGACAAGACAUGCAAGACAUUUGGAGUUUUCAUGGUGGCAAGAUGCCAGAUGAUCAUUGGGAACAUGCACAGGCCCUCUUAGCUUCGACAUUGGUCUAGCUCGAUAAAGCCAUAGGGAAGCAUUCGAUGGAAGUCGAUAGAAGAUACUGCGAAUAUCAUUGUUUGAUAGUUGGCAUUACACCUUCGGUGAUCAGCCUACAAUAAUUGCACUUUACACCUAGGCAUACAUCUCUACAACAAAGGGAAAUUGUCCGCCAAAAAUGAUGGAUGAUGAUUAUGCACGACAAGAGAACAGAAUUCGGAAACCCCACCAAGAUACGUACCACUAUACCACCGAUAGUAACGGGUCAUCGAUUCAUGUGCGAGCGUCCUCCCAGCUUCCUUUCACUAACCAAUACACAUGGUCUCAGAGCAACGCGAGAAUAUCUUGCGAAAGAUUCCGGACACGAACGUCCGCCGCAAAUGUGGCUGGUAGUGUGUUAAGCACAGCGCGAGCGGAGCUCUCCUGCGUCGGCUGCAGCGGAGAAUUGAAUUGCUUCGCAGCGUAAACCUAUUCAAUAGAUUUCGUAUCAGUUCCGGAAGGCUUGUGACGGGAAAGUAACUCACGAUGUUCCCAAGUGCAACAAGAGCGCGGUCCAAGACUCAAAAUGCCAUACCGAAAGAACAAGAGCAAGCAGUGCCGAUCGCAAUCCAGGGUCAAGCUGUUCGCGUACGCCGCGACAUGACAUGCUGCACAAUAUAGGGUCAGAAGAAUGACACAGUAGACAGUGAUCAUAUGCGCACUUGAAGUAAAUAGUGCUCAAAGUCAUUCGUGUUUGAGGCUUCG